This is a messenger RNA of Scylla paramamosain (green mud crab), 1603 nucleotides long. RefSeq lists its product as uncharacterized. The record is from RefSeq and is a predicted model, not a curated record. NCBI's taxonomy places the organism in Eukaryota, Metazoa, Arthropoda, Malacostraca, Decapoda, Portunidae. Bases 128 to 481 code for a protein of 117 amino acids. The transcript has 6 exons.
UCCUUCCAGACCACACUGCCAAUCUUCCACAGUCCACACGCGGGUUAGUCACAGAGCAGCAGCGGGAAGGGGAGGACGCACGCAUCUCUUCCUCCACUACCAAAGACAAGCCGUGCACACAACAAGCAUGAAUCAGUUAGCGGUGUUCCUCCUCCUCGCUGUGGCGAGCACAAUGGUGGACGGGGACAUGAUGAGGAAAUCCAUCGUGUUCGACAAGGCGACUCCAGAUGUGUUUUAUUGCCCCGUUGAUAAGCCCACGUCCUUUGAGAAGAUGCUGGUCCACUCCAGGCCACUUGCCAAGCUGUGUGAAUUCGACGGCAACGGGCUUCCCGGGGACUACAAGAGUGACUGCUACAACGACGUGGACGAGAGCGAGUACGCCUGCAAGGAGAAGAAGAGGAUCAUGAUACGCCAGGAGACCGAGGAGGUGGAGAGGGAGAUGCUGCAGGCGACUACAAGGGCUGCUAACAACAAGGUGUAGGGCUCACUAACUUCCCCCGGACCCCGCCAACCCACCGGACACAGAUGCGCCUCCACCCCCCCGGCAGCGAGAAGCUUGAGAUGAUACGCCGUCGCCGACUCAUGCGUCUGCAAGCCAUCGGCAGCGGCUGAAAUCGGGAUGCUGAUCGACGUGUGUGUGUAUGUUGUGUGUGUGUGUGUGUGUGUGUGUGUGUGUGUGUGUGUGUGUGUGUGUGUGUAAUAAAAGUUGUAUCAUAUAUAAAGUUAAUAUAUAUAUACAUAUAUUCGCAUACUCGUACUAUAUAUAUUUAUGUAUAUGCAUCGUACAAUGUAUCAUCACACAUCAAGACCAACAUGACAUGAAGCGAAAGAAACAGACGCAGCUGCAAUACAGCAAACAUCGCUACGCCGCGUGCUUGCAGCCAUCAACACCACCAUCAGCCGACAAGACUCAAUGCCAAGACCAGCAACACUACAGCCACAGCCCGGGACAGGAGGCCAUCAAUCAGUCCGGUGCGCGGGGUUGGGAGGGACAGCCCGCCUCGCAAGAUGACUUACGAACUGCCACUCUCGAUCCUCCAGGACCCACUUCCCCCAAGGCUAACACAGUAACAAGCCAGCCAUGCGCCCCCCAUCUGACCAGUGGGUGACGCAGCGCCGCCAGCCAGCCUGCCGCUCACACUCCUCCGAGGGAUUAUUCGUCUUCACAGCACCACCACACUAACACACUAAUUUAUCUGUAUGUACAUAACGCAGCAUCUCCACGGCUGUGUGGAUGACCGAGGAGCAGCGGGGUGUGCGUGCUGUGGUUGGUGGAGGAGGACGUGAUGGGCCGCCACUCGUCAGUCCUGGUCAGAUGGUGAAGCAGUUUGCGAGGCUCAGAGUGACAGUGCCUGGGCCCACGCGACCACCUCUUGUGUCCGCCCAGCUCCAUCCACCCCCCAGCCCCCAGCCCCCUCCCCAAGUCUCCGCCAGACCUCAUGGCUGCCGGCCCCCUCAUUCCUCACCCCAAUCCCACCCUUCCCCACCCCGACCCUGGCGCUGUGAACAAGUAAAGGGUAACAAGGACAACAAACACAAAGAAGCUUCAAGGGCCGCUGGUUUUAUGCUUCCUGUUCCCAAAAUAAAAUGUGUGCUUAUUAAA